AUGGACAGUAUUUAUGAAAAUGAUGCCAGCGUCUCGCAAGAAGAUGAAAAACAGAAUCAUGAUAAUGAGAUGGACGAUGAUCAAAUAAUAUCCAUGAAAGUAAAAGAAUUGAAUGCACUAUUAAAAACGAUGAAACCAGCUGAAGCACAAGUAGUGAAAAGACGUCGACGUAUUCUAAAAAAUAAAGGGUAUGCUGCAAGUAGUCGUAAUAGACAAACAUCAAUGGUAGAAAAUUUAUCUGUUGAAAGAAAUCAAUUAGUAAAACAAGUAUGUAGUAUUAAUCAUUUGCAACGAGAAACAGAUACACUCGAUCUAGAAUUACGUGCUUGGAAGCAACGAUGCACUGAUUUGAAAUUAUAUACAGAUACAGAAUCAACAACCGAUAUGAAAGUUUGA
Didymodactylos carnosus is the source of this 396-nucleotide messenger RNA. The record is from the annotation of a GenBank genome assembly. Lineage: Eukaryota; Metazoa; Rotifera; Eurotatoria; Philodinida; Philodinidae.